CGAAAUAAACUUUUACUUGUCAAGCUUGAAAAAAUUAUUAAAGAAUUGGAAUUGAAUUUUUCCUCAGCCCUCGCCGUGAGCCACCGUGAGCUGAGGCAUUCCUGAUGCCUCGUUUGCUUAAAUUACAGUGCAUUUAACACAGUUUCCAAAUAAAAAACAUAGUUUUUGAAAUACUUGUUUGGUCAUUCCAAAGUUUCUGUUAAAAGUACGUGACUGUGCCUAAUUUUCUAAUAAAUAGCUACAAAAGAUCUAAGAAUUACCAGGUUACAUGACUGACGAUAAUUAAUUGAAGCAAAACGGGAAUAAUAUUACAAAUGUUCAAUUCGUCUCUUGCUUUCAUUGAACGUAUAUAACUUUUGUCUCACCAUUACCAAAUAAUUAAAUAUAUGGUGAAACGGCUGCGUAUGAACAGCCGGCUUUUUAUAUUUGUGAGACUUUUAAUAAAUAGAUCUAUGUCGAAGACAAAUGACGUUGGUUGUACCAUCAGUCAAGGAAAUGAGGGAUAUACUGAUGAAAAGCUGAUAAGCCCUUCUGCUACAAGGAACAAAGACCCAAUAUUACAAGUUCUAAAAAGGUUCAUUAUAAGUGACACAGACCAAAUUGACGAUGAAAGCCCCUUAUUUUUGGAAAUAUCUUCUGGAACAGGUCAACAUGUGUCCCAUUUUGCACCACAUUUUCCUGGAGUAAAAUUUCAACCAUCCGAGGUUGAUAAAACUUUAUUUAAAAGUAUUUCUUACUAUGCUUCUAGCUGCUCUACAAAUAAUAUAAAUCAGCCCAUAUUCAUAGAUAUUCAAAACAAAUUAUCAUACUAUGGAUUUGAAGAAGGCUCAGUAGACUAUAUGUUUAAUGCUAAUAUGAUGCAUAUUAGCCCUUAUGAAUGUACAAUCGGUUUGUUUGAGAAUGCAGGAGUUUACCUAAAACCUGAGGCACUCAUGAUAACAUAUGGCCCAUACAGUAAAGAUGGUGUGAUUACGCCUCAAAGUAAUAUUUCAUUUCAUGCUUCAUUAAAGUCGAGGAAUCCUAUGUGGGGUAUUCGAGAUAUUAAUGAUUUAGUUAAAUUAGCAGAGGACAAUAAUUUGUCUUUAAUAGACACAGUUGAAAUGCCUGCUAACAACAUGACAUUGAUAUGGAAAAAAGACUAAGCAAAUCUUUCAGGGAUUUUAAUAGUAUUACAUUUUGGUAUUGUAUACAUUUUGCUAAUAUUAUAUUGUAUAUUUAACCCCUUACUGCAUUUUGUUUUGCAGUAAAAUGUUUUUGACAGUGGAACUAUGUAAUAACAGGUUGGUUUAAGGUGCUUUUUCUAAAUUCUGGCUAAUAUUUAAAUAUUUUUAUCAAUGUCUAUCUUUCCAUAUAUUAUAUUAUACAUAUUUAUAUGGCAUUAUUUAUUGGCUAGGGAUAUUUCUGUUACAGAAAAUAAAAACAAUUUAAUGUUAAGGGGUUAAUAGAGAGCUUUAUAGUUAUAUUUUUACUCAACAAUUAUUGCAUCUGAUGUCUAAGACAGUAACAUUUUCUGUAAUUAGAAAUUUUUAAAAGUGGGUCAGGUAUGUCUAAAAUUAUUUCAAGAAAAAAGUACUUGUGUAUUGUUUUGUACAAUUAGCACAAUAAUAAAACCGUAUUCAUUAGGUAUAAAAAUAGUUAUCUAAACUUGUAAUAUUUAUUGAAUUUAAAAAUAAAUCUUUUUCAUAAUUA
Messenger RNA from Bicyclus anynana (squinting bush brown), 1689 nucleotides. Its product is annotated as methyltransferase-like 26. The record is from RefSeq and is a predicted model, not a curated record. The transcript is spliced from 2 exons. The coding region runs from base 387 to 1142 and encodes 251 amino acids. Lineage: Eukaryota; Metazoa; Arthropoda; Insecta; Lepidoptera; Nymphalidae.